AUGGACUGCAUAUCUUCAACCGGUUCAGUAAGCUAAGCUUUGCUUCUGCCCUAAAUUACACCCAUAUUUUUACAUCUUUCUUUUUCUUUCAGCAACUGUUCAGGCUUCAAGCCCUCUUUUUUUCCAUGGGACGUACCUGUUUCCCGUGCUAGAAAUCCUCCCCAUCUGUGUGACGCGAUACGCUCUGCCUGCUGCUGCUCGAGAUGGGUGGCAAACCGGAGAUGGCGAAAUCCGCAGAUGAUACAGGGGUCCUGGAGUUAGAAAAAGAAAUUUCCUCGCAAUGGCCGGCCGGCAAUGAUGAGAAGCUGCACGGACAGACCUCAGCCACAGGCUCUACUGCCGAUUUGCAUCCCCGAAAGGGAGAGAAGGAUGCCACCCAAGUGGCUGUCCCUGACGAUGCAGAGGACCCUUUCGCCCAUUUCCCUAGUCAUGAGAGGGAGGUCUUAAAGAGACAGGUCGAUGUGCCUGAUGUCAGUGUGACAUUUCUCGGUCUGUAUCGGUAUGCCACCAAGGUUGACAUAUUGAUCAUCUUUGUGAGUGCGAUUUGCGCCAUCGCUGCUGGUGCUGCUUUGCCUUUGUUUACAAUCCUUUUUGGGACUCUAGCUACCGCCAUGAAAGACAUCAUGCUAGGAACCAUACCUUACCACGAAUUCUACCAUACGCUGGUACACAAUGUCUUGUACUUUGUCUAUCUUGGCAUUGGCGAAUUCGUGACGGUGUAUAUCAGCACUGUAGGGUUCAUAUACACUGGUGAACAUAUCACGCAAAAGAUCCGCGAGCGCUACCUGGAGGCUAUCCUGAGGCAGAACAUUGCGUAUUUCGACAAACUGGGCUCUGGGGAGAUCACCACACGAAUCACUGCCGACACUAAUCUUAUUCAGGAUGGUAUCUCGGAGAAGGUUGGGCUCACGCUGACGGCUAUUUCAACGUUUGUGACGGCUUUCAUUGUUGCUUAUAUCAAGUAUUGGAAGUUGGCCCUCAUCUGCAGCUCGACAAUCGGUGCGAUGCUUUUUUGCAUGGCGGGUAGUUCCAGGUUCAUCAUCAAAUUCAGCAAACUCUCUCUGAUCCAUACUGGUGCGGCUGGGACUGUCGCCGAAGAAGUGAUCAGCUCAAUCCGCAACGCAAUAGCGUUCGGCACUCAGGAUAAAUUGGCUAGGCAAUACGAAUUGCACUUGAUCGAUGCAGAGAGAUGGGGUGUUAGGAUGGAGAUGAUUGUGGGUAUCUUGAUCGGGUCGAUAUUUGGUAUCAUGUAUUUGAACUAUGGCCUGGGUUUCUGGAUGGGCUCUAGGUUUGUGGUUGAUGGAAGCGUCAACUCUGGACAGGUCUUGACCAUCCUGAUGGCCAUUAUCACCGGCUCAUUCAGUUUGGGAAAUGUAAGCCCGCAUAUCCAGGCAUUCACCAGCGCCUUGGCCGCAGCCGUCAAGAUAUACGGCACAAUCGACCGACCAUCGCCGUUGGACCCAACAUCAGACGAAGGAAGUACACUGGACCACCUGGAUGGCAACAUCGAGUUCCGUAAUGUCAAGCAUAUCUAUCCUUCCCGGCCAGAGGUUACCGUGAUGGAUGAUGUUUCCUUGUUGAUACCUACUGGGAAAACAACUGCACUAGUGGGCCCAUCUGGAUCUGGGAAGAGCACCAUCGUCGGACUGGUCGAGCGCUUCUACACUCCUGUGAAUGGCUCGGUUCUCCUUGAUGGCCAUGACAUCCAGACUCUCAACCUCCGUUGGCUGCGCCAGCAGAUCUCACUUGUAAGCCAGGAGCCUAUCCUCUUCAGCACAACCAUAUAUCAAAACAUUCGCUACGGCCUUGUUGGUACAAAAUCCGAACAUGAACCAGAGGAGAGGAUUAGAGAGCUUGUUGAAAAUGCAGCCAGGAUGGCCAAUGCUCACGACUUCAUCACAGCGUUACCCGAAGGAUACGAAACGAACGUUGGUCAGCGUGGCUUCUUACUCUCAGGAGGUCAGAAGCAGCGGGUUGCUAUUGCUCGCGCCAUCGUCAGUGACCCCAAGAUUCUUUUACUUGAUGAAGCGACAUCAGCGUUGGAUACCAAAUCAGAAGAAGUCGUCCAGGCUGCUCUUGACAGAGCCGCCGAGGGCAGAACGACCAUCGUGAUUGCUCAUCGCCUGUCCACUAUCAAAUCGGCACAUAACAUUGUGGUUUUUGUUGACGGGAAAAUUGUGGAACAGGGGUCGCAUAGCCAGCUUCUCACCCUUGGGGGUACAUAUGCAAGGCUUGUCGAGGCGCAGAAUAUCCAUGCGGAAAGGAAGGCAGAGGCUGUUAAGGCUGCUGAAGCAGAUGACAAUGAUUUUAAUGAUUCCCAGAUGACUCAAACCAAGUCUGCAGCUGAAAAUUCCAUCUCCUCGAACCUAGACGACAAGACGCUCCAGGAGGAUAUUCGACGAGUGGACACGACGAAGUCUAUUUCCAGCGUCAUUCUUUCUAAGAGCAGCCAGGAAACUGUUGGGAGUUACUCAUUGUGGACACUGAUCAAAUUCAUUGCUUCUUUCAACCGACCUGAAUUCGUGUAUAUGGUCAUUGGGCUCGUUUUCUCUGUCCUGUCAGGCGGAGGGCAGCCCACCCAAGGCGUCUUGUACUCGAAGGCAAUAAGUGCCAUUUCACUUCCCCCGAGCGAGUACGGCAAACUGAGGCACGAUGCUAAUUUUUGGUCUUUGAUGUUCCUGGUCGUUGGCAUCGCUCAGUUUUUCGACUUCGCCGUCCAAGGUGUCGCCUUCGCCUUCACAUCAGAGAAGCUGAUCCGUCGUGCAAGGAGCAAAGCUUUUAGAGCGAUUCUUCGACAGGACAUUUCCUUCUUUGACCGAGAAGAGAACAACACGGGUGCAUUAACUUCCUUUCUCUCAACCGAAACCAAGAAUCUGUCGGGUAUUAGCGGGGUGACGCUGGGCACUAUCCUGCUGACCGUUACAGUUCUUUCUGCUUCGAUGGUCAUCGCAUUGGCGAUUGGAUGGAAAUUGGCUCUUGUCUGUAUUUCAGUACUCCCAGUUCUGUUAGGCUGCGGGUUUUUCCGCAUGUAUGUACUCGCUCGAUUUCAGCGUCGGUCCAAGACUGCGUACGAAGGAUCUGCGAGCUACGCCUGUGAAGCGACGUCCGCCAUCCGCACCGUCGCCUCUCUCACCCGCGAAAAGGACGUCUGGCAAAUAUACCACGCUCAAUUGGUGGAGCAAGGAAGAAAGAGCCUGAUUUCUGUAUCGAAGUCCUCUAUUCUCUACGCUGCCUCCCAGGCGCUUGUGUUCCUCUGCAUUGCACUGGGGUUCUGGUAUGGUGGCACCCUCCUCGGUCAUCAUGAGUACAGCAUGUUCCGUUUCUUCGUUUGCUUUUCAGAGAUCAUCUUCGGUGCACAAGCGGCUGGCAUAAUCUUCUCCUUUGCCCCAGACAUGGGGAAGGCCAAAAAUGCCGCAGCCGAAUUCAAAAGACUCUUUGACAGGAAGCCGACGAUCGACACCUGGUCCGCGGAAGGUGAAAAGGUUGAGUUUAUGGACGGUGCGGUUGAAUUCAGAGACGUCCAUUUCAGAUACCCUACGCGACCGGAACAGCCCGUUCUCCGCGGUCUAAACCUGUCUGUUAAACCUGGUCAGUAUAUCGCACUCGUGGGACCCAGCGGAUGCGGAAAGAGUACUACCAUUGCUCUGCUUGAGCGCUUCUACGAUACUCUUUCUGGUGGGGUCUAUGUCGAUGGGAAAGAUAUCAGGGAGUUGAACGUCAAUUCAUACCGCAGCCAUUUGUCUCUUGUCAGCCAGGAGCCCACGUUAUAUCAAGGCACUGUCAAGGAGAACAUCCUCCUAGGGACCCAGAAAUCGGAUAUCUCAGAAGAAGCGAUAGUCAAAGCCUGCAAGGACGCAAAUAUCUAUGACUUUAUCAUGUCGCUUCCAGAGGGAUUCAACACCGUCGUGGGAAACAAGGGAGGCAUGUUAUCCGGUGGACAGAAGCAGCGGGUAGCAAUCGCUCGAGCUCUUCUCCGGGAUCCCAAGAUACUGCUUCUGGAUGAAGCCACAUCAGCGCUUGACUCGGAAUCCGAGAAAGUGGUGCAGGCGGCAUUGGAUGCUGCCGCAUGUGGACGCACAACGAUUGCAGUCGCGCACCGACUGAGUACUAUCCAGAAUGCCGAUGUCAUCUACGUCUUUGACCAGGGCAGAAUCAUCGAAAGUGGACGGCACCACGAGCUCCUGCGCAAUAAGGGCCGUUAUUACGAAUUGGUUAAUCUACAAAGUUUAGAGAAUUCCGGGUAACCUGAUUGGAAAUGUCCUACCUAAUUAUACAUAUGACACUAUACAGACUUUUAAUUCUAUCAUCAUAGACUUUCCCCUUCUGAAUGCUCCUAGAGGUCGCACCGUGACAGUAAGCUGUCAUGACAUAUUAAUUAGGGGCUGCCAAGUCGUGCAUAAGGCUAUCUACGAAUUGCCCAAGGAUAUAGCUGAAGCCAUCAGCAGUAUAUUGAUUUUUGGUGAUCCUUUGCAAUAUUUAAGUAACUUCCGACAGACAGCGACGAGAAUAUCGCCAAUGUUGACACCUCCAAGGUCUACACGACCUGCCACCCUC
Monascus purpureus is the source of this 4554-nucleotide messenger RNA. The record is from the annotation of a GenBank genome assembly. NCBI's taxonomy places the organism in Eukaryota, Fungi, Ascomycota, Eurotiomycetes, Eurotiales, Aspergillaceae.